Messenger RNA from Saccharomyces eubayanus, 1104 nucleotides. It is a transcript of the gene RRG1, whose product is annotated as Rrg1p. The record is from RefSeq and is a predicted model, not a curated record. The transcript has a single exon. NCBI's taxonomy places the organism in Eukaryota, Fungi, Ascomycota, Saccharomycetes, Saccharomycetales, Saccharomycetaceae. The coding region runs from base 1 to 1104 and encodes 367 amino acids.
AUGGCUCAUAAUUUUGGGAGAAUACCUUCACACCAAUGUUAUGUGCUGAAUCUCUAUCGCACUGUUCUCAGAAACAUUCCAAAGAAUUGUCACUCUUAUGCAUUUCAAAAAGAAAUCAAGAGUAACCUUUCGAGGCAACUAACCAAACAUAAGCAUGACAAAUCUAGUUGGAGUGUGUAUAUUCUCCUCAAUAAAUUCAACCAAUUGAACAACUACCUUUUGGAAGGCAAAUUGCAGGAAAUCAAACACUUGAUUCAACCACUGAAAAAGGUAUCGAAACAACUGAAGACGACAAGGAUUCUUAAAACUUUGAAUGAUCUAGGUAAUGGAAAUUCACUACAAAGUCCAGAGGAGAUAAGAGAACUUCAUGUGUUAAGCACUUAUAUCAAGCAAAAGCAAAACCUAGGCCUUUUACCCAACUGCAUCCCUAAAGAAUAUAAGCUUAAGCUUCUAUUACCGUUAGCAUUAAACGAGAGUGCUUGUGUGAAGUUGUACAACAUUCACCAAAAAUUAGAAAAAGGUUCUCCCUCUGCUAGGCUAUCAUAUACCAAAGAAGGAAGAAAUCAAAUAUGGUUUGUUCGAUCACCAAUUAAUAAGGGCAAGAGACAAUCAAAAAUGCUGGGAAUCUUGAUACGGCAAGAAAGAAAAGAUUCUCAAAAGAAUAUUGACGAUCUCAACUUUUGUGAAUCAAAUGCUUCUUGGGCACUCCAUGAGGCUAUUUGGGAAGAGUAUUUAGAGUCUAAGAGGAUAAUUGAAAUAAACUUGGCAAAAUAUUUAGAGUACAAUAUAGAUAACCCAAAGAAACCCGCUAGGUACAACCCAGCCAGUCAAAAUAAAAAAAUUAACGAAUGGGUGGACCCUGUGAGAGAGGUGAUCUUUAACUUGCAGGCCAAAAGCAUUCAAAAGGUUGAGUACUAUAACGAUUAUAAGGAAAAACUGUUGAGUAAAGAUGGUCAAUUAGCAUAUUUUGAUAAGUUAUCGAAAGCUAUGUACGCUAAAAGGUUGGAAUCUUUUGAAAAGAUGGCAGAGGAAGCCUUACCAUAUGUCACACCAUUCAUACCAAAGAAGGAUUUAUUAAAUGCCCUGACAAAAUACGGUUUCUAA